This is a messenger RNA of Nomia melanderi (Alkali bee), 4002 nucleotides long. The record is from RefSeq and is a predicted model, not a curated record. NCBI's taxonomy places the organism in Eukaryota, Metazoa, Arthropoda, Insecta, Hymenoptera, Halictidae.
GUGCUUCAAUAUUUUUUAUUCUAAUUUCUAUCACUUAUAGCGCUGCCUAAGUCGAUAUGACAGGGCGUGAUACGAAAAUGAUAAGGAGGUUCUGGAACUCCCUAGAGCGUGUGACAAAAUUUUAUAUUGUUUGUUAUGUCUAUUCUAUAUCUCGUCUCUGAUAGUACAAAAUGCGGUUUCCAUACAGUGUUUUAGGUUAUUUUAAAUACAUAAGAUUUUGCCGAAUAAUGAAUUUGUUAAUAUCUUCUUAUUAAUUUUGUUUAUCGCACGAAGAUGUGCAAAUUUUUGCUACUGCAAAUUACAAAACGAAUUUCUUUGAACAACGUUUUAUUAAUGCCUUCGCAAGUAAUCAUGCAAAAUUCUAUAAGGUUGUGUUCUUUUUGUAACUUUUACCACGGAAAAGUAUCAAAAUUAAUGCAUCAUCAAAUACGGACUAAUACUACUACAACAAAUUUAUUACAUCUGUCUGUAAUGAAGAAAAGAAAUCGGCAAAGAAGACUGUAUGCAGAGCUACUCGAAAUAACAAAUGAAAGAGCAAGUAAUAAAAAAACUACAAUACAAAAAAUAAAAGCUUCUAAUAUAUCAGUGCUGGUUGGUCAAGAUAAUAUUGCGGACAAAUCACCUCAAAUAAGUUCUACUUUAAACAAUAAUUCUGAUCACUGUCAAGAUCAAUGUAUUACUUCUGAUUUAAAUACAUGCAAAGAAAACCAUGAUUCUCUUAAAAGUGAAAAGAACUUCAAUAUUCAGGAAAGCAUUGAGAAUACUUUGUCUAAAAAGAUGAAUUAUUGCAAGCAAUUGGAUAAUGAUAAAAAUACAUUUUCAGAUUCAAGUAUACAUAUUAAGAAAAAUAAUUGUCAAGUGGAAAAAAAGACUCAUUGUAUGAUUAAUAAUCGACAUGCCACAGAUAAUUACAUUGAAACCUUAUUAGCCCAUAUGCAAGUAUAUUUAAAUUGUAAUAUGUUGCAUAGAACAAAUAGAAUAUUAAUGAAAUAUAGGAAAUCUAGGAAUAAUAAUUUACAACACAAUAAAAAAUGUAUUGAACUUUAUAACAUCAUCUUAGAAGCUUACGCUUCCAAAAAGGAUAUUAAAAAAGUAUUAGACUUAUAUACUAUGAUAAAAAAUGAUUCCUUAAUACCAACAGAACAAACAUUCAUAUAUUUAUUUGAUGCUGUAGGAAGAAACAGUAACACAUUAAAUACAUCAGAUGUUUUGACAAAUUUACAGUCUGAAAUGAAGAGUUAUAAUAUUUCAUUCAAUGACAUCAUUAAUAAAGGAUGUUUUAAACAUGAUCAGCAUCAAAAUGUAUUGAAAGUAAUUCAACAAUGUGAACCAGACUUCAAACCAUCAUAUACUGGAUUAAAUUUAGGAUACAUGUGCAGCCUUGUGAAUAAAGUUCCCAUGAUGAAUAAUUAUUGUAGUCCACUGAAAAAUCAAUUGACAAUGAACGAAUUAAAAAAUUGCGCGGAACUGCAGUUUCAACUAGAAAAAACCACUAAGGUGCAAAUAAAAAGUAUAAUCAACCCUGAUAUAAAUAUGAAGACUGUUUCAGCAUAUGUAAGAUAUUUAAUGUCCAUAUUGAAUAUAUUUGAAAGGAACUUAAAAUGUCUAAAAGAAACAGAGAACCACUCUUAUAAUGCUUUAAUGGUAUUAUAUCCAUUUUUGGAAGUAUUAAAUAAGAAACACUACAUAAAUGCUAUAAUUCAAGAAGCUAGGAAAGUUGCGAGUGGUUCAGCCACAUUUAGUAUGACCCUUAAUUCGUUACAUAUUACUUUGGGAAGGCAUAUUUAUGACAUAUACGAGAUCCAGUACAAAGAAAAAACUGGGGUACUCGAUAAAAUACAUAAAAUUUAUCAAAAAUAUCUAGAAUGGUACUUACACCCUAAAAGUAUAAACCAAUUUAAUAAUAUGAACAAUCGUACAGUCUGGGAAUAUUUUGAACAACAAGAAAAAAGCUCUGGUGCGUCUUUAAACGCUACAUGUUUCAAUUGGCCUAAGGAGGUGAUUACAAAUAUAGGAAAAUUUUUGUACAAAAUCAUAUUAAAUGAUUUAAUAUUGAAACCCGACCUUUUAAAAGGGCAAGAUAUUAAAAGUUCUAUUCCCGCAUUUUAUACAUUGUUUAGAUCUAAGGACAAUUAUUUAGCUGAACAGAUUAAGCCUCAUCCUAUUAUAUCAAAAAUGUACAAAGAAGCACAAUCAGAAGUAUUAUCAUUUAAUACAAAUUUAGUUCCAUCCAAUGCUCCACCACGGCCAUGGACAUCAAUAGUUUCAGGGGGUUAUUUUUUAAAAAGCACAGAUUUUAUAAGAGUUUCAGGUAGUAUGGGGAAUUUAUGGAAAAAGUUUCACGAUACACCAUCGCAACAGUUGUAUCCUGUAUUUGAUUCAUUAAAUCAACUAGGUUCUACUCCAUGGACAAUUAAUUGUCCCAUCCUUGAUAUUGUGACCGAAAUAUUUCAAAAAGGUGGUUGUCCAGAAUUAAAUAUUCCUCAAUCAAUUUCUAAGUUAACUGCCCCACCUCGCGUGCAACAAAGUGCUACUGUCGAAGAAAAACGUCAAGCGGCAAUAGCGAUGGCAAAGUAUGAGCAAAGAAAGCGUGAUGAUUAUUCUUUGUGGUGUGAUGCACUUUAUAAACUGUCUUUAGCCAAUCACUUUAGAAAUAAAAUAUUUUGGCUACCACAUAAUCUGGAUUUUAGAGGUCGAGUUUAUCCAAUUCCUCCUCACUUGAAUCAUCUAGCAUCUGACCUGAGUCGUUCUUUACUGUUAUUUGCGGAGAGUAAACCAUUGGGUCCAAAAGGAUUGGAUUGGCUCAAAUUACAUGUUAUUAAUUUAACUAGUAAGAAAAAAUCAUCCUCUGUAAAAGAACGGCUUGAAUAUGCAAAUGAAAAUCUAGAAAAUAUUUUAGACAGUGCUUUUAAACCCUUAACAGGUAAAAUGUGGUGGAAAGAAUCAGAGGAACCAUGGCAAACGCUAGCAGGAUGUAUGGAAAUAGCGAAUGCACUGAAAGCACCAAACGUAGAAGAAUAUGAAAGUAGGUUUCCAAUACAUCAAGAUGGAAGUUGUAAUGGACUUCAACAUUAUGCAGCACUUGGUAGAGAUCAAAUUGGUGCAGAGAGUGUCAAUUUGUGCCCAUUUGACGUUCCAAAAGACAUAUAUAGUACUGUUGCUGCUUUAGUUGAAAAAACUCGAAAAAUUGAUGCCGCAAAUAAAGUAAUAAUGGCCAAAGCAUUAGACGGAUUUAUACAAAGGAAAGUUAUAAAGCAAACUGUAAUGACAACAGUAUACGGUGUAACAAAGUAUGGUGCAAAAUGUCAAAUAUUAAAGCAAUUGAAAGUUAUGGAAAAGUUUCCCGAAGAACACCUUUGGACUGCUAGUGUAUAUUUAACUGAAAAAACGUUUUCCUCGUUAAGAACAAUGUUCAAAAGUGCAAAAGAAAUUCAGGAUUGGUUUACCUUAUGUGCUCGAGCUAUUUCUGUUCUUUGCGGUGAAAAUGUAGAAUGGGUUACUCCUCUAGGUUUGCCGAUUAUACAACCGUAUGUCAAACAGUUAAAAAAGUUAAAAAACAAAAAUAAAAAUGAAGUACCUGAUACAUUAAAGCAAAAGAAUGCAUUUGCGCCAAAUUUUAUACACUCCUUAGAUUCUACCCACAUGAUGCUUACUAGUUUACAUAGUAAAGAAGCAGGCAUUACUUUUGUCUCUGUACAUGAUUGCUUUUGGACACAUGCUUCUACUGUAGAUAUUAUGAAUAAAAUAUGUAGAGAACAGUUUGUUGCUCUUCAUACUGAACCUAUUCUUGAGAAUUUAGCGACAUUUUUUGUAAACCGUUAUAUAUCAACGGAUAUAGAACUAAAACAGAAAUUAGACUUAAAACAAAUACGUCGUACCUUAACAAACGUGCCGGCAAAAGGAUCUUUUGAUAUAAAUAAUGUAUUGUCUUCUACAUAUUUCUUCAGUUGAAAUUUAACAUUAAGCGUUUGUACAUAUUAUGUAUAUUACAAGAAAAAUAAA